GACUGCGGAUCACACGCUUGCCACCACCAACCUCCCCGGCGCCAAAGCUGAGUUCUCUCACACACACACACACAUAGACAUCCACCACCACUACCACCUCCUCCUGCGACCUGCUGCCCAUACCGCGGGCAUUCAUGGCUCUCUGUAACGGAGAUUCCAAGUUGGAUAAAUCUGGGACUGAUGUGAAGGAUGGCCAGCAUCGCUACGAAGGAGCAGUAGUAAUUUUGGAUGCCGGUGCUCAGUACGGAAAAGUCAUAGAUCGUCGAGUGAGAGAAUUCUUUGUGCAGUCGGAAAUCUACCCAUUAGAAACACCAGCCUUUGCGAUCAGGGAGCAAGGAUUCCGAGCUAUCAUCAUAUCUGGAGGACCAAAUUCUGUGUAUGCUGAAGAUGCUCCAUGGUUUGACUCAGCCAUAUUUGCUAUUGGCAAGCCAGUCCUUGGUAUCUGCUAUGGCAUGCAGAUGAUGAAUAAAGUAUUUGGUGGCACUGUUCACAAGAAAAAUGUGAGAGAAGAUGGAGUAUUCAGCAUCAAUAUUGAUAAUACUUGUUCUCUUUUUAGGGGUCUGAAGAAAGAAGAGGUUGUUUUGUUAACACAUGGAGACAGUGUUGACAAGGUGGCUGAUGGCUUUAAGGUUGUUGCACAAUCUGGAAACAUAGUAGCAGGUAUUGCAAAUGAAUCCAAAAAGCUUUACGGAGUACAGUUCCAUCCUGAAGUUGGCUUAACUGAAAAUGGGAAGGUGAUGCUAAAAAACUUCUUGUAUGAUGUUGCGGGAUGCAGUGGUACUUACACAGUUCAGAACAGAGAAAUUCAAUGUAUCAGGGAAAUAAAAGAGAAGGCUGGGUCAUCUAAGGUUUUGGUGUUAUUAAGUGGAGGGGUUGAUUCCACAGUUUGUACAGCUCUUCUGAACAAAGCUUUAAAUCAAGACCAGAUCAUUGCAGUACAUAUAGAUAAUGGCUUUAUGAGAAAACGAGAGAGUCAGUCUGUAGAAGAAGCUCUUAAAAAGCUUGGAAUUCAAGUGAAAGUUGUAAAUGCAGCACAUUCAUUUUACAAUGGCACAACAACGUUACCAAUAUCAGACGAGGACAGAACACCUCGUAAAAGAAUCAGUAAGACGCUCAACAUGACCACAAACCCAGAAGAGAAAAGGAAAAUUAUUGGCGACACGUUUGUGAAGAUUGCUAAUGAGGUUAUUGGUGAAAUGAAUCUAAACCCAGAAGAAGUUUUUCUUGCACAGGGAACAUUAAGGCCGGAUUUGAUUGAAAGUGCAUCCCUUAUUGCAAGUGUUAAGGCAGAAGUUAUAAAAACUCACCACAAUGACACAGAACUCAUCAGAAAGUUAAGAGAAGAGGGUAAAGUAAUUGAACCACUUAAAGAUUUCCACAAAGAUGAAGUACGAGCAUUAGGUCGAGAACUCGGUUUACCAGAGGAACUUGUAAGCAGACACCCGUUUCCAGGUCCAGGCCUGGCAAUUCGAGUAAUAUGUGCUGAAGAACCCUAUAUCUGCAAAGAUUUCCCUGAAACCAACAACAUAUUAAAAAUAGUUGCCGACUAUUCAGCGAGUGUUAAAAAGCCCCACACACUUCUUCAAAGAGUCAAAGCGUGCACAUCUGAAGAGGACCAGGAGAAACUGAUGCAAAUCACUAGCCUGCAUUCACUCAGUGCCUUCUUAUUGCCUAUAAAAACUGUGGGCGUACAGGGUGACUGUCGCUCUUACAGCUAUGUGUGUGGAAUCUCCAGUAAAGAUGCUCCACACUGGGAAUCCUUAAUGUUUCUGGCUCGGCUAAUACCCCGCAUGUGCCACAAUAUCAACAGAGUUGUUUAUGUAUAUGGGCCACCAGUCAAAGAACCCCCCUCUGAUGUUACUCCUACCUUUUUAACAACAGGAGUGCUUAGCACGUUGCGGCAAGCAGAUUUUGAGGCUCACAAUAUUCUAAGAGAGUCUGGUUACGCUGGUAAGAUCAGUCAAAUGCCAGUCAUAUUGACACCACUUCAUUUUGACCGUGAUCCUUUACAAAAGCAACCAUCGUGUCAAAGGUCUGUGGUCAUCCGCACCUUUAUCACCAGUGACUUUAUGACUGGUAUUGCAGCAACUCCUGGUAAUGAAAUUCCAGAAGAGGUUGUUUUGAAGAUGGUUACAGAAAUUAAGAAGAUACCUGGUAUUUCUCGAGUAAUGUAUGAUAUGACAUCAAAACCCCCUGGAACUACCGAGUGGGAAUAACACAUUUUUUUUUUAAUUUGGAUUCAAAAGUACUGUGUGCAGCUUGAAAUGUAUCAAAAAACCAUUCCCAGUGUUGGCAUACAGUACAGUUAUACAAGUGACUGGUUCUACUGUACAUCUGAAUCCGUUCCCAGAGCCUAGACAUGCAGUAAAAUUUGUGGUGGGAGGUACUUUAAUGGGGCCGACAUUUUGUACGGGUAAUUAUUCAUGGCAGCAUUGCCUGAGUGCAGAUGGACUCAUCAUGCUUUGCCUUUUGUCUUACUGAUUCUGCCUGUUUUUAUGUGUUUUUGUUGCCAUCAUUUCUAUGUUUUUGUUUUGUUUUGUUUUUUCUUUAGUUUUUUUUUGUAAACUAUGAAAAGCAGUUCAGUUCAUUUCUAUACAUUUAUCAAAACAAUUGUAAUAGCCUAUUAAUAUAAAAUUAAUUACUGAUGUGACCAACUGCUUUUGAACAGAUUUAUUAUAAAUAAAUAUUUUGCCAAAUCGA
Bombina bombina (fire-bellied toad) is the source of this 2700-nucleotide messenger RNA. It is a transcript of the gene GMPS, whose product is annotated as guanine monophosphate synthase. Gene Ontology annotation, molecular function: GMP synthase (glutamine-hydrolyzing) activity; ATP binding; GMP synthase activity. Gene Ontology annotation, cellular component: cytosol. Gene Ontology annotation, biological process: GMP biosynthetic process. NCBI's taxonomy places the organism in Eukaryota, Metazoa, Chordata, Amphibia, Anura, Bombinatoridae. Bases 135 to 2216 code for a protein of 693 amino acids. The transcript is spliced from 16 exons. The record is from RefSeq and is a predicted model, not a curated record.